AUGUCUAUCUUUUUUUCUAGGGUUCAAUUGCGUAAAACCUUCAACAUAAAAAUUAUGACUAGUAAGGAUCGAUUUUUCGCUACGAAAGUAGAAGUUCCGAAGCUGAGAGAUCAGUCAUUGCUUCGUCAAAGCGCUUUCGUAAAUGGUGAAUGGGUUAAAUCUAAGACCGGGCAAGAAUUCUCGGUAUUAGAUCCUGCGACUAAUGAUGAGAUUGGAAAAAUUCCUGAUAUGAAUCCCGAAGAUGCUAAAGAAGCCAUUAGAGCUGCCAAAGAAGCUUUUAAGGAUUGGGCAAAGCAAACUGCAAAGCACCGGCAUGACUUACUUAAAACAUGGUAUUCGUUGAUCUUGGAUAACAAAGACGAUCUUGCUACCAUUCUUACCAGAGAGAACGGUAAACAAAUUAAUGAAGCGUUAGGUGAAAUUAAAUAUGGGGCAAGUUUCAUCGAGUGGUUUGCCGAAGAAGCUAGGCGUGUCUAUGGAGAUGUUAUACCAUCUCCCUGGAAAAAUCAUAAAUUUGUGGUUCAGAAACAGCCAGUUGGCGUGGUUGGGAUUAUAACACCUUGGAAUUUCCCGAAUGCAAUGAUUACACGCAAGUUAGGUGCGGCGCUGGCAGUUGGGUGCACCACCGUAAUAAAACCUGAUUCCCAAACGCCAUUUUCGGCUUUGGCAUUGGCAGAACUGGCUUCAAGAGCCGGAUUCCCAAAAGGUGUGAUCAAUGUGGUUACAGCGAAAGCAAACACUCCCGGAAUAGGACUAGAAUUGACGACUAAUCCGGACGUGAGGAAAAUAUCUUUUACUGGAUCGACGACGGUUGGUAAAUUGUUGAUGCAACAAAGUUCAAGCACAAUAAAAAAAUUAUCGUUGGAGCUUGGAGGAAACGCCCCGUUCAUUGUAUUUGAUGAUGCAGAUAUAGAUGCGGCCGUUGAAGGUUUGUCGAAUUUUUAUUUUAAGUUGUCUUAUGUUAAUGUCGACAACUGGACUAAAACAGAUCAUACAGGCGCGAUGGCGUCGAAGUUUCGUGCAUCUGGUCAAACGUGUGUCUGCGCGAAUCGUAUUUAUGUGCAAUCAUCAAUUCAUGCCGAAUUCGCAUCUCGUCUCGCUGAGAAGGUGAGUAAGUUUCGAAUAGGCAACGGAUUUGAUCCACAAACCACGCAUGGUCCAUUGAUCAACUCAAAAGCGGUUGAAAAAGUCACAAGACACGUGGAAGAUGCAGUUGCAAAAGGAGCUGAAAUCCUUGUUGGUGGUGUUCGUCGUGACGGAAAUUUUUUUGAACCCACUGUUCUUACGGGUAUGACCACUGAAAUGGCCAUUACGAGUGAAGAAACUUUUGGUCCCGUGGCUGGAUUGUAUAAAUUUGAGUCCGAGGAAGAAGUCAUAGAGUUGGCGAAUGAUAGUACCGUAGGUUUGGCCGGUUAUUUUUACUCCAGGGAUGUAGGCAGAUGUUGGCGUGUAGCGGAAGCCCUGGAAUUGGGAAUGGUUGGAGUCAACUCUGGAAUAGUCGGAAGCAGCGAAGUUCCAUUUGGCGGGAUCAAAGAAUCUGGACUGGGACGUGAAGGCUCUAAAUACGGUAUCGAUGAAUACCUUAAUAUCAAGUAUAUCAACUUCGGUGGUAUAUGA
This is a messenger RNA of Acaulospora morrowiae, 1617 nucleotides long. The record is from the annotation of a GenBank genome assembly. Lineage: Eukaryota; Fungi; Glomeromycota; Glomeromycetes; Diversisporales; Acaulosporaceae.